This is a messenger RNA of Morus notabilis, 1347 nucleotides long. RefSeq names its product UPF0481 protein At3g47200. The transcript has a single exon. The coding region runs from base 1 to 1347 and encodes 448 amino acids. Lineage: Eukaryota; Viridiplantae; Streptophyta; Magnoliopsida; Rosales; Moraceae. The record is from RefSeq and is a predicted model, not a curated record.
AUGGAAGAAAGUAGUAGAUCAGAAGGAUCACAAUCCAAAGAAGGACACAUCAUUGAAGUGAAAGAAGAAAUGGAAGGAGAAGAAGGAGAUCAAGGUUCUCAUCAACUUGUAUCUAAAAUGAAGCAAAAGAUGGAAGAUGUUUCUAAACUAGUCUUCAUCUUCAGAAUCCCUCGAAGCGAAAACGACAAGGAGUAUACUCCAUCGAAGGUCUCAAUAGGCCCUAUCCAUCACAAGGCAACCAAAACUCUAGAGAUAGAAGACCAUAAGUGGAAGUACACAGCCUCACUCCUCAACCGAAAACCAAACUUGGAAGCAACAAUAGACGCUUGUGUCAAAGCCCUAAAGGAGUCCGAGCAUAGGAUAAGAAAAUGUUAUGGAGAACAAUUCAACAACAUCAAGAGCAACGACUUUGUCGAAAUCAUUCUAGUCGAUUGUUGUUUCAUCAUUGAACUCUUCCUUAAAUUCUCCAUAAAGGGUCUAAGACGCCGAAACGACACCAUUUUCACCACCCCCGGGUCGCUCUAUGAGUUGAGGAGUGACAUGAUUUUGCUAGAGAACCAAAUCCCACUAUUUGUCCUCCUACAAAUAUUCCACAUUGUCCCUAUCCCCCCGCAAUGUACCAUGUCAUUUAAUCAACUAGCCUCUAGGUUUUUCAGGAACAUGGUCCCUGGAGACUUGCAAUAUCUUCAUGAGAAGUUCAACCAAGAAGGGUACCACUUUCUCGACCUAAUCCGCCGGUGCAUCAUACCGGCGAGGGUUUUGCCAAAUAAAACGAGUUGUACUACUUCUGAUCCUAAGGGUUUGGAGUCGGCAACGAGGCUGCAAAAAGCCGGGAUAAGGUUUAAGAGGGGGUGGACUUAUAGCUUGUUAGAUGUCACGUUUCACCAUCGUGGGGUCCUCACAAUCCCACAACUCGAAAUCAAAGAGUGUACGGAGGAGCUUCUCAGGAACCUCAUCGCACUUGAGACGCACCUUGCGGACACACAACAAACGACAUCUUAUGCCUUUCUCAUGCAUUGCUUGGUCAAAUCAAAGAAGGAUGUGGAAUUGCUUGGGGAAAGGCGUGUUUUGAGUUAUGAAGAAGGCAAGGAAGAUGAUGUCGUUGCGAUGUUUCAGAAGCUUGGAGAGAAAGUUACCGCAAAGGAUUCCUACUACUUGAGGCUUCUUGAGCAAGUGCAUGAGUACCACACAAAAAAUUUGCAUUCAAAGUGGGGGAAACUCAUGAGUGGGUGCGCCAAGAAAACGACACUGUCGUUUGUGGUUUUUGUUGUGGCGAUUUUGCUUCUUGUUCUCACCUUUGUGGGGGUCUUCUUUUCCGUGCUUUCCUUCUUUCUUCACCGUUCUUAA